CAAUCUUUAAAAAAAGUUUCUAAUCCAAAAUGUACAUUAGCUAUAAUUUUUGUACUUAUUUAUUCCUUAAAUGUUAUUUAUAACUUUACACAUAUGCCAUUGUCAUGGGACAUGAAAGUCAGACGUAACUUGUUUUCACUCUGUGAACUUCUAUGAAAGCAAAUGAAAGGUCGUAAGAAUUCACUUCAAGGAACAAGAAGGCAAAGGAUGAAAAAGAGGACUAGAUGGAUUGGAGAUGGAGGAACGCGAGGGCGAGAGAACAGCGAGUCAUUGUGCUAGUACACCAGGCACUGGGAGACACACUCAGGACACAUUAACGCAUUCACACACUGACACGAACGCGCAGAUAAGCGCGUGCUUCUGCCCACCGCUGCACAGACCCGAGCUGACAUCCCAGAGGGCAGCACUUCACUCCUGUCCUUGCCACUGAAACUUACAACCGAAGUUACAUUCACUCAAGCUGAGCCUCUUCAGAGGUCUGAAUCUAUAGGUCUAACAUCCAUCACAGGUUUAUGGCAUUUCGGGUCAAGCUCUGCAUCCAGAUCGAAGGUACCCAACCCGAGAAGGUGGAGGACUAGCAGAUUGUGCAAGGAGUUAAACUUCAGAGACCCUGUUGACGUCCAUCAGGUCCACUUGUCAGUCUACACUCUUCCUUUAUCGGAUCUCACGUUGGAAGUUUCCGCAUUUCUCGCCGACGUUGAAGUGUAUCUAAGGUUUCUGUCUCUGCCAUCCAUCAAACGCUUCCAAGUGAUCAUUCUUGGAAAAGAUUAAUCAUGGCAACAACCGGCAUGCAGCUUCUCGGCCUGGUCCUGUCAAUCAUAGGCUGGGUGGGCGGGUUCCUGGUGUGCACCCUGCCCAUGUGGAGGGUCACGGCCUUCAUCGGAAACAACAUUGUAACGGCGCAGAUCACAUGGGAGGGCCUGUGGAUGAAUUGCAUCUGGCAGAGCACAGGGGAGAUUCAGUGCAAGGUGUAUGACAGCCUGCUGGCUCUUCCUAGUGAUAUGAAGGCCGCCCGGGGUCUGACGGUUCUCGCUUUGCUCAUCUGCACCCUGGCGCUCACGCUGGGUGUUCUGGGUAUCAAGUGCACCGAGUGCGUGGGCCUCCCAAGCCUCAAGGCGCGUUUGGCACGAGUGUCCGGCGUGCUAUUUUUCAUCGCGGGGUUCCUCAUUCUCAUACCCGUCUGCUGGACGGCUCAUUCCAUCAUCAGGGAUUUCUAUGACCCCUAUGUGGCAGCUCCUCACAAACGUGAGCUCGGCCCCGCGCUCUACCUGGGCUGGGGGGGUUCGGCUUUGCUGUUGAUCGGUGGAUCGCUCCUCUACACAGGGUCCAGUCCCCCUGGGAUUCCCUCUUCUCCUACAUUUAGCAGCGACGAGAGCGGCCCACGUCGAGCGGGCGGAGCAGCCCAGGUCAAGGGUUAUGUUUAAUGACCAGCCGCAACAGGCCAGUCCCCGAAAGCCUUCUCUGCUAGAGUUUCCCAUUGUGAUAGAUUCAAGUUAAUUUUAAUCUAUUUUUUAUCAUUCAGAAUAUUUCUGUAGUCUGAUGGAGGUAGUGAAUAGAAAUGUGAAAUCAAGUGCCCUUGCCACCUCUAAUGUCCACUUAUAAGUCUGUCUUUCUCUGUAUUUGACUGUUAUGUUAUUCAAUAAUAAAACCUUAAAUCCUU
This is a messenger RNA of Carassius auratus (goldfish), 1660 nucleotides long. RefSeq names its product claudin-4-like. The coding region runs from base 774 to 1424 and encodes 216 amino acids. The transcript is spliced from 2 exons. Gene Ontology annotation, cellular component: bicellular tight junction; membrane. The record is from RefSeq and is a predicted model, not a curated record. NCBI's taxonomy places the organism in Eukaryota, Metazoa, Chordata, Actinopteri, Cypriniformes, Cyprinidae. Gene Ontology annotation, molecular function: structural molecule activity.